GCGACCAACAAACACUAACAUGACAGUGACUGUUCAGAGAAGUUCCUCCUUUUUAACUUCCAUCCUUCAUCACUUCCCAGUCCUGUUUUUCCUUAAACUCAUAUUUUCAUAGACAGAAUGAAGUCCGUCACAGGGACCGUUAUUAACCCUCUCAGGAACAGAACAGGAUCUUGCAGACAGGCUCUAAAAUCUGUCCUGCUUUAUCUCUGGGAUGUUUACUCUGCACCUGCACCUGCUGGCAGACACGUCCUGACUCUACUGACUCUCUGUAUCACACUCGCCAUUAUCACUGGCGGCCUGCUUCAUCACUGGCUGUCAAACACUCUGAAAUACAACGAUGAAGCGUCGAUUCAGACCACCUGCAUCUACAGUGUGGCCAUGUUCCUGGUCUCCUUCCUGUGUCACCCUCUGCGCUGCGUGCUCACCAUGACUCUGCCCACCGUCUGCACCAAACAGGGACGUAAACUCCUCAUCUCGGCCUCUGUCAUGAUUUUAGUUUUGAACGUCGUCCCUAAUAUCACAGUGAAUGUCGGUGCGGUCGCACGCAUCCUGAAGUGCACGGCUGAGGGUUUUACCAAGACUUUACUGAACUCAUCUGAACCGUUGAACAAAGCAAAGCGAGACCUUGUUGAGGAAGCCAUCAAAGUGAAAAGGGAAGACUUGAGCAUCGUCACCAACUUGAGGAAGUUAGAUCAUUUCACACAUGUUAAUGUGUCAGAAGUCAAAAGCAGGUUUACUAAGAUGAUUGGGCAGAUAGAGGUCAACUUCUCACAUGCCAGGGACCUGAUAAAAGAAUACAAACUGUUGUCAAACCGGAUCCUUGCUGCCAUUUUUGUUGCUUUACUAAUAUUUGAAUCUGCACGCUACUUGAAAUCUUAUCUGACAUCAGUUCAGUUUGAUAAUGGCUACAUUUCCAAAGAACUCCUAGAUAAAGUGACUCCUGCUGGCAACAAAAAGACAGCUAAAAAUAAAAAGUAUCUCACGAGAUACAAAAUAACAAGUGAUGAAUGUACCUCUUGCUUCAUAGCACUGGUUGUGGUAACAUUAUAUUUCAUUGCAAUAACGUUAAUAGUAGCUUUGGAUCAUGUUGUGUAUCACAUAGUGCAGGUGAUUGUGCCAUGGUUACUGGAUUUUCCACCGACAUCUGCCAGCAUAAAUGUCAAUUAUAAGGUACAAUGGUUCCCCCCUGCUUUUUGCAUUAUCCCACAAUCCUGUGUCACACGGGAGAUCACAAACUUCCACAGGGAAUACAAGUGGACCUUCAACCCCGAGCCAUCGCUCUGUGAUGUGUCAACUUCAGCUCCGAACCAAGGAGUCCGGCUCCUGCUGGGUUGUCUCUGGCUGAUGAGCUACUCUCUGGUGUUCCUCGAGGUUUACGCAAGACGGCUGCGCAGGAAGAUCUCUGCAUCCUUUUUCAGAGAGCAGGAGGAGAGGAGAAUAGAUUACCUGAUGAAGAAAAUACAAGUGAAGCUGAAUAAAAAAGAACAAAAAGAGACAGUUUCUGUUGAGGUUGCCCGUGGCUGAACUUUCACUGCACAAUGCAAUGCUUGUCUAAUUAUUCUGAUGUUUUUAGCCAUGCUGGCAAUGUGGCUACGUAUGGCAACAACAACUAUCAGAUGGAUUACCAUGAAAUUUUAGAUAAUCAUUCAUGUUCUCCAGACAAUAAAGCCUACUGACUGAUGAUCCUCUGACUUUUCCUCUAGCGCCACCACAAGGUUCCCAUUUAGGUUCUUAGUGAAAUAUCUCAACAGCUAUCGGAUGGAUUGCCCGGAAAUCUGGUUCUGACAUUCAAGGUGCCAAGAUGAUGAAUCCUCAUGACUUUGGUGAAACCCUGACUGGUCAUGUAGCGCCACCAGCAGCUCAAAGUUUUUACUUAUAGAGUGAAAUCUCAACAUCUACUUGACUUUAGUGAUCCCAUUGCUUUUCCUCUAGCGAUAAGGAUAACAUGAGUUGUUUUUAGUGACAUGUUUCAACAAAUAAUGGAUGCCAUCAAAUUUGGCACACACAUUUAUGUUCCCCUCAGGAUGUAUGAACUUUGGUGAUACCUUAGCUUUUAACCUAGUGACAUCAGGUCAAAACAAUUAUCCGAUACUACCUGGAAAAGUGAUAACAUUUCCAUCAGAUUCCAGUGUGGCCAAUAACAAAUAUGUCACAUCCAGCACUGAAGUAAACCUGAAGGCCACUGAAAUCAGUGUUUACUGUUUCAUUUAUUUUAUAAGUUUAAGUGCAGUUAAAGACAUUAAAUGUGUGAGCAGUUGAUAACGAGGAUGAUGCCAAAUGUUUAAUUAUGGCUUUUUGUGGAGCAAUGACUGCUACUCCUGUACAGAGGUGUGCAUGUAGAUGCAUAGUCGAAGCCAAGAUUGGUGGGAUUGUGACAUGAAUGGCUUCACAGAAACAGAAACCUUCCACUGACUACCUCCAUCGCAGCUGUCUUUCAUAUUCACAGACUCCCACUAGCACCAGAAUUGUGGUGAAUGGGAAUCCACAGUGACUCACUCUGAGGUUCCAUUGCAAAAAAAUCAAACCUGUAUCUGGUUUAGGACCACAUAUUGAAGUGAAAAGAUCAGAUUUCCUGUGAUUUGUGCUGAAAAAACAGACACAUAUGAACAAAAAACAAAUCAGAUUUGGCCACUUUUGCCUGCAGUCUCAACGUAGCAGGUUUGUAUCACAUUAAUCAGGGGUCUCAUGUUGAGUUUCUGUUUUAACGAAAUGUAAAGUGAAGAUAGAACAUCCUGUGUAUGAGUCACUGCAAACAACACAUUUUCCCCUGCAAGCGUACGGCCACUCAACAGCAUCCUCUCACUCUUAAACCUAAUGUGGUUUUUAUAGAUGUACCACCACAUCUGCUUAAUUUGCAUCCACCUUGUUUGUUUGACAGGAACACGCUUGUUUUUUUUUUUUU
Molecule: messenger RNA, 2902 nt
Organism: Dicentrarchus labrax (European seabass)
Lineage: Eukaryota; Metazoa; Chordata; Actinopteri; Moronidae
Gene: ocstamp
Product: osteoclast stimulatory transmembrane protein
Exons: 3
Coding region: 118-1524 (468 amino acids)
Cellular component (GO): membrane
Source: RefSeq, a predicted model, not a curated record